Helianthus annuus (common sunflower) is the source of this 1945-nucleotide messenger RNA. RefSeq names its product probable aldehyde dehydrogenase. The record is from RefSeq and is a predicted model, not a curated record. Lineage: Eukaryota; Viridiplantae; Streptophyta; Magnoliopsida; Asterales; Asteraceae. Gene Ontology annotation, molecular function: L-glutamate gamma-semialdehyde dehydrogenase (NAD+) activity; aldehyde dehydrogenase (NAD+) activity. Bases 103 to 1737 code for a protein of 544 amino acids. The transcript has 16 exons. Gene Ontology annotation, cellular component: mitochondrion.
ACUCACAUAUCUAUAACAACAAAACUCUUAAGAACACAACGAGGGUUUCCUUCCAAUCCUCAAAAAACAGAUCUUCAACAACAUCACUUUUCACACAUCACAAUGUCAAUGCUUCGACUCUGCAAUGGAAUCAAGAACAAUUCUUCCUCAAGGAGGAGGCUCAUUCAUUCACUACAAUUUGCUACUGUUAAAGCUGAAGAGAUAUCAGGCUCCCAGCCUGCUCAAGUACAAAACUUGGUCCAGGGAAAAUGGAUUGAAUCUGGCAAUUGGAAUACGAUUCCUGAUCCUCUAAAUGGGGAACCAUUCAUUAAAGUUAACGAAGUUGAUGAAAAUGGGAUCAAGCCGUUUGUUGAAAGCUUAUCUAAGUGCCCCAAACAUGGUCUGCACAAUCCGUUUAAAUCCCCCGAGAGGUAUCUUCUAUAUGGAGACGUAUCUGCAAAAGCAGGCCAUAUGUUUUCCCAGCCUGAGGUUUCUGAUUUCUUUGCUAAGUUAAUACAAAGGGUCUCACCAAAGAGUUACCAGCAGGCUCUCGGUGAAGUUUAUGUUACCGGAAAGUUUUUAGAAAACUUUUCUGGUGAUCAGGUGCGUUUCUUGGCAAGGUCGUUCGGAGUCCCUGGGAAUCAUCUUGGGCAACAAAGUCAUGGUUUCCGAUGGCCAUAUGGCCCUGUGGCGUUAAUUACACCUUUCAAUUUUCCUCUAGAGAUUCCGGUACUCCAGCUGAUGGGAGCUCUUUACAUGGGCAACAAACCCGUCCUUAAAGUUGAUAGCAAAGUUUGCAUUGUUAUGGAACAAAUGCUUCGGUUACUCCAUGCUUGUGGGAUGCCAGUUGAGGAUGUUGACUUUAUUAAUUCUGAUGGAAUGACGAUGAACAAGCUGCUGCUAGAGGCAAAUCCGAGAAUGACCCUUUUUACGGGUAGCUCGAAAAUAGCAGAUAAGUUGGCUUAUGAUCUGAACGGACGAAUUAAAGUAGAAGAUGCAGGAUUCGACUGGAAAAUCCUCGGGCCUGAUGUUCACGAGGUGGAUUAUGUGUCAUGGGUGUGUGAUCAAGAUGCAUAUGCAUGUAGUGGCCAAAAAUGCUCAGCACAAUCGUUGUUAUUCGUUCAUGAGAACUGGAAAAACAGCUCACUCAUGAGUCACCUAAACCACCUUGCGGGGAGAAGGACGCUUGAUAAUUUAACAAUUGGGCCAGUUCUUACAGUUACAACAGAAGCAAUGCUAGACCACAAGAACAAUUUGCUUAAAAUCCCGGGAUCAAAACUACUAUGGGGUGGUGAGGAGUUGGAAAACCAUUCAAUUCCUAAAGUCUACGGUGCUAUAAAACCAACCGCUGUUUUUGUUCCACUUGAACAAAUACUAAAAGCUGAACAUUAUGAGCUUGUCACAAAAGAAAUAUUUGGGCCGUUUCAGAUUGUUACCGAGUACAAAGACAGCCAAAUCCCAAUGGUGUUGAAAGCUCUUGAAAAGAUGCAUGCACAUUUAACCGCUGCUGUUGUCUCUAAUGAUCCCUUGUUUAUUCAGGAUAUUGUGGGAAAAACUGUUAAUGGAACUACGUAUGCUGGACUUAGAGCAAGAACUACAGGGGCGCCACAGAAUCAUUGGUUUGGACCUGCCGGAGAUCCAAGAGGAGCGGGAAUAGGGACUCCUGAAGCGAUAAAAUUGGUGUGGUCUUGUCAUAGAGAAAUUAUUUAUGAUAUUGGCCCGGUUCCACACAACUGGCAAAUCCCGCCUUCUACUUAAGCCGCACGAUCGAUAUAUGGGAUCUCAAACGGGUUAUAUCCAAAAUUUUGCAGUAGACAACUGAAGGACCAAAUAGUGUUUCUGGGGCACAGAUGUUUAAACCGGAUUUAAGUCAUAAAUUCAUGAGAAAUACUUUGGAGUUUGGACAGCUUUGUUUUUGUGGGGCACAAAAUAUUAAUAUGAUGUUUAGAGAUUAUUUUAGAGUAAA